Molecule: messenger RNA, 4005 nt
Organism: Naegleria gruberi
Lineage: Eukaryota; Heterolobosea; Eutetramitea; Acrasida; Naegleriidae
Exons: 1
Coding region: 1-4005 (1334 amino acids)
Biological process (GO): protein autophosphorylation; phosphorelay signal transduction system
Molecular function (GO): phosphorelay sensor kinase activity; histidine phosphotransfer kinase activity
Source: RefSeq, a predicted model, not a curated record
AUGGUUGGACGUGAAGGUGGUGAGGACAAUCAUGAUACUAAACCAACACCACAACAACCAGUAAUAACAACACACAACAACAAGGAAGAACGGAAAGAUAACAUCAAUGAUAACCCCAGUCGAACAUCAUCGCCAAUACAUGAUGAACACACUUUUAGUAUUAUUUACACCAAAUCAGCACCACAAGAUGCGAAUACUACCACAAGAGAUGCUUCUCCGCUCCCUCAUCAUGAAAGUACUCUUCAUCAACAACAAGAUGCUGCCAUUUCUUUGCUUUACUUCUCUCCACACAACAACAACACACAUGAACAACAAAAUGAUCUUAUUCAAGCGAGCAUGUCGGAAGAUGAAACAGUUAACAAAAAAAGUAGCAUGCCGAGCGGUAGUGGUACAAUUCCAACCAAUCAACUAGAUAAGGAAGCCCAAUCUUGUUCUUUGAAUACACAUGGUUUGGAUGAAUUUUGUUUUGGGCACCAAUAUUCAUCUGGUCAUCAACAACAACAACAUGAACAUGUUGCUUUAAGGAACGGUGAGGAAUCACAACAAGAAGAAUUUACUGAUGAUAUUAGUGAUUCCAACGAUGCUCAAUAUGAAGUUUUGAAUUUACAUCAUAUACAACAAGCAAGACAUUCCAUACCUCGUAUUAAUAUUUCCCUCAUGUCUAACAAUAAUCAUCAGUGCCAUCAUCAAGCACAACAUCAAUCUCCGUGCAUUUCACCCCUAUCAUGCCAUAGUGCCAAUAGUUGGACAAGUAAUCCAGAACAACAACAACAACAGCACACCUACGAGUCAAAUAAUAAUAAUAAUAAUAAUUAUUCAACAAGUAUUCACGGACAAUAUGCUUCAACGAAUGUUGUUGGAUCAUCCUCAUCUUCAUAUCAAAACACAACACCAUCAUCUUCUCCUCACCAUUUUCCUACCACAAGAAAGGCAUCCAAUUCCAUCUCCUCCUCAAAUUCUAACUCAUCCCUAACUCAAUUUCUCCCAAAUAGUUAUACUUUUCAUACUUCCUCACGUUCUGGAAGUGGUUCUUCAACAACUCAUCAUGAAUUAUUGAGUAAUAUUGACCAAGUGAUUGUCGGAAACAAACAAAAAAGAAAGGACAGUUUUAUACUCUUCUAUGAACAGGAUCAAUCAUUAACAGAUCACAGUAUUUUGGAACCUAUUGUGAUUAGAACAUCGAGUGCUACCAAUAAUUCAUCACCAUAUGAAUCAACGAGUGGUGUUGGUUCUGGUAGUCAUAUCAGCUCUCUAGGAGAUUCACAACAUCCACCCCAACAGCAACAACAACAAUUAAAAAGAACAUCCAGUUCAAGUCAAGUAGAUAGCAGUGAUGUAUCAUCAACAUGUGAAAGUCUAAUUCUCACCAAUCAAGAAGCUAAUGAAGCUUCGGAACAUAUGGAAGAAGAAAAUUCUUACCCAGCAUCAUAUUAUUGGAAAACUCUCACUGGAGGAUUUAUGAAAUUCUUCAUGUCCUCUCUAUUGAAUAAUCAUGAAGUUUCUACCUAUUUACAAUCUAUCAAUACAGCCACAAAAACAUCAGUGGAAGAAAAUAGUACUUCAACUGUUUCAACACCCGAUUCUUCACCAUCUUCUUCUCUACCUCUACCACAAGACAGGAGGUUUAGUUUAUCGGAUGAUGAAGCUCUAAUUAUUAAAUUCAAAUCUAGGCAUGAACAGUUAGCAAAAGCAAAUCCUAAAUUAAUGAUUGCUAUUGCAAUCCUACUUAUUUAUGUUUCACUAGUUUUUAUUAAUCCAGUUACACAUGGAUAUUUCGUUUUCUGGUUGGGUUUUGUUGUGGAAAUGUCGUUCAAUAUUACUAUUGAUACUUUAUGCUCUACAGUAACUAUUAAAUCAAUACCAAAACUAGAACUUAUUAAUAUUUGUAGGACUCUGAUUGCAAUCAUGGGAAGGAUUGUAGUGCAAACGUACUAUGGACCUAAUUUUCCAUUUUGGAUUUUGCAAACUUUCCCAAUUAUCAUAUCUGUUAAUAUUUUCUAUUAUAGGAGAAUAUUUUCUCUUAUUAAUACAGCUACAGCAACUUUUGGAUGUUGUCUUUCAAUCUACAUUUCCUACAUUUGGGAGUAUGAUGCUAGAGGUAAGAUGGAUGAAUACAUUCUUGAAGAAAUGAAAACCAAAAUUUUGGAGAUUAUUGGUUUGCAUUUCAUUCUAACUGUGGGAACUUACAUGUUCUCUCGAAUUAUGGAACAACAAAGUGAUGAUAAUGCAAGAAAACAAUUGGAAUUGUUAAAACAGCAAAUUGUCAACACAGCCAAAACUAAAUUUAUUGGUAACUUGAGUCAUGAAGCCAGAAAUCCUCUUCAGGGCAUUUUAUGUUCCAUUCAAUUACUCAAACAUGAGACUGUGAACAGUGAAAAGAGUCAAAUAUUUAACAGUCAAUCAUUUAGAGAGACACUAGAUGAUAUUUACUACAAUUCUAAUUUAUUAUUGCACAUUUUCUCUACUUCACUACAACUGACAAAUUUAGAACUUGGAAAAAUCAAACUUAAUGAAAUGAAGAUUAACCUAGUCGAUAUUUUGGAAUCAAUGAUUGCAGUAUUCAUUAGAAAUGCAGAGGAAAAGAGAAUUUCCAUAGGAUCAUUCUAUAAUUUCAAGUCCUUACCAAAGUACAUGUUUUUAGGAGACCAAUCGAGAGUUUGUCAAAUACUAAUGAACAUUCUUAGCAAUGCAGUCAAGUAUACUGACAAGGGACACGUCCUAUUAACUGCAGAGCAAUGCACAAAUAAGGAUUUGCUUCGUGUUGGCCUCAAGAAAGAUCCUGAAUACACCUAUGUCAAGUUUAUUUGUAAAGAUACAGGUUGUGGUAUUUCAGAGGCCAAAACUAAGGACUUGUUUAAAAAGCCAUUUUACAAGGUUGAUCAAGAAACUUUCAAUUCAACCAUACAAAACAGUUCCAAUCCAAUAUUUGAGCAAUACUACAAAAAGUCCUUAACCAACAAUGAUAUUGCCAUUGAAGAUGAGGAAAGAGAUUUCAAGGAGAAUAACGGAUAUGGACUCAGUAUUUCAAAGAGUUUACUCGACUUGAUGGGAGGUAGAAUAUUUAUUGAGAGUAAAGUUGACGAAUAUACCAAGGUAACAAUAAUAAUACCACUCAAGAAUUUAGUUGGGGAUUAUUCAGGUUUUGAUGAUUAUUCAUCAGAAUUCUUUGAAUCCAAUCAAAGAACUAUUGAAGUAUUAUCAAAGGAACUGCACGAGUCGAUUCAUCAUUGCACUCCUGAAUUUUAUCUCCUUGACAAACACAAUACACUCACAGGUUCAGUAAUCAAACCCUACUUACAAUUCCUCUUCCCAAAUUCAAAUGUUUUCGAAUCUGAUUUGGAAGCCAUAAGUAAGAAUGCAGACAAGACCAAGUAUAAUAUUGUAUUGUAUAAUGCCAAUACUGUUGAAGAUUUUUCAAAUAUACCAUGUUUAGCAAUUCCAAUUAGUGCCAGAGGACAAUUUAAUGACAAACGUUAUAUUUCAUCACCUGUUAGAUUUAGAGAGUUGGUAGAUGUCCUGUUACACUAUAUCAAAUUAUUCCCUUGUGAAACGAAUAUUAUUCCUCCAAGUAGUUCGAACCUCUUUUUAACACCAACCAAUAUUUUAGAGAAAUCUAUUGAACCUCCUCAGAAGAAAGCCCUCGUUGUGGAAGAUAAUGAUAUCAAUCGUAAAGUUAUUAUCAAAUUGUUGAAAUUGAUUGGAUAUGAAAAUGUGGAUUCUUGUGAGAAUGGCUUGGAUUCAGUCGAGAAAUGUAAACAAUCAAAAUAUGAGGUUAUUCUUAUGGAUCUAUUAAUGCCAAUUAUGAAUGGAAAAGAUGCAAGUGUCCAGAUUCGACAAGGGCAAAAUAGCAAAACUCCAAUCAUUGGUAUUACAGCAAAUAUUUGGGAAACUUAUGAAACUCUAAAGGAAUUUGGAUUUGACAGCGUUCUUUACAAGCCAAUCAUGCUCAAUAAGCUUAAAAAUGAAAUUGAGAAGGUUUUACAACAUUCACUAACACAUCCUUAG